UCAUGUUUACAUGGGUAGUUAAGUCGCAGCGAACAUAGAAGGCGCAUGUGUGAGCGCAUGCGCGCAGAAAACACUUUGUGCAGGCAGCGCAUGUUGCCAAAGAUGGGCAGAAGCGGGAUGUCCAUGUGUCAGUUUGUGUGACUUGCUGAAUAUCACGGUGUGUCUACAUGACAUAAUGCGUAUAUGUUUGUUCUUUUAUCGAGUUAAUAUUUAGAACAAAAUACUGUUUAGAAUGACACACUGACCUGCUGUCUUGAGGCGCUGCACUAAUAUUCUUCCGGACUACAAAUCCAACUGUGUACAAGUCGUUCUCCGCUGACUCCGUCUUAAAAACGGGGUGUUUGUGUCAAAGGCGAACAGUAUGAUUAAGAAGUGUCACAGACAUUGGGAAAGACCAUGCACAACUGGACACGUUACCUCAUCUUCUUUCAGUACAUUGGGACAAAAUACAGAGGUGCUGUGAAAGUGCCUCCACAUCAGCUGAUAAGGAAAGGGGUCCAGGACCACUUGGAGGAUGCAAUAAGGAGGCUGAGGCCGCUCAACCCAGUAUCUCUGUCAAUCUCCAGCAGGACAGAUGCAGGUGUCCAUGCCCUCUCUAACUCUGCACACUUCGACCUCCAGCGCAAGAACGAUAAGCCGCCGUUUACUGAAGACAUUCUCGUCGAGGCCCUUAAUUUCCACCUCAGGACGGAGCAAAUCAGGAUCACCCGUGCCCACCGUGUGCCUGAUGAUUUCCACGCCCGUUUCCGUGCCCAGUCUCGGACCUACGUCUACCGGAUAGCCCUGGGAAUCUCCCACCACUCUCUGCUUCCCCUCACAGACCGCGAUCUCUGCUGGCAACUCCGCAACACGGAGCUGGAUGCGGGGGCCAUGCGCCAGGCUGCCGCCCUGCUGGUUGGGACUCACGACUUCAGCAGCUUCAGGGCAGUCAACUCCGACAUGCCUUUUAAAAGCCCUGUGAAGACACUGGAUGUGGCCAACGUACAGCCAGGAAGCUCCUUUGUACAGGCACACUUCCACAGAGAGAUACCAUUCUGGGAGCUUACUUUUACAAGCAGAUCUUUUCUCUAUAAGCAGGUGCGGAGGAUGACGGGGGCCCUGGUGGCGGUAGGCCAGGGGCGGCUGUCUGUACUCCAGCUGAAGGAGAUAUUGGAUGCUCGGGACUCUCUGGCCUUCCCACAGGGCCUGGCUGCUCCGGCACAUGGCCUCUUCCUCACCAGGGUGGACUACAGAGAGUCAGACCUGCAGCGUUCACAACAGAUAUCAGAGGAGCAGAGGAGAUAUCAGAACUCAGAGGAUUAAUUCUAAUUCCUUCGGUCAUGCUGAUAAACUGUAUUUCCAAACUACUGUAUGCAAUGAUUGUAUUAAAGUUUUGUAUUUAUAUGUA
Molecule: messenger RNA, 1387 nt
Organism: Micropterus dolomieu (smallmouth bass)
Lineage: Eukaryota; Metazoa; Chordata; Actinopteri; Centrarchiformes; Centrarchidae
Gene: pusl1
Product: pseudouridine synthase like 1
Exons: 8
Coding region: 397-1302 (301 amino acids)
Biological process (GO): tRNA pseudouridine synthesis
Molecular function (GO): pseudouridine synthase activity; RNA binding
Source: RefSeq, a predicted model, not a curated record